GCAGCACAGGGCAGGCUGCCGGGAGCGGGCGCAGCAAGGCAGCCCUGAUCCGAGUGGGCAGGGGGAGGCGAAGGCAGCGCUCGCCCCGCUGGCCGGCAGCCCGCUCAGCGCGCCUGGAGCCGGGGCAGAGGCGAUGCUGCGCUAGCCAUGUCCAAGCCCCCGCCCCCCUCCUACGGCAAGAACGGGCUGGGGGACGGGCUGCACCCCCCCGUUUUCCAGGUGCCUCCCCCUCCCUCCGCCCCUGCUCCGCUCUCCGCCUUCCCAGCUCCGGGCUCCGGCGGCUGCCUGGGCGCGGGGAGCAUCGCCUCGGCGCCGGGCUGCAAUGGCUGCGGUGGCCCGCGGGACGGCGACCCGGCGGAGCCGCUUGAAACGAUCCGACGGCAGCACAACGUCCACCAGUUUCAUCCUCCGGCAGGGAUCAGCAGAUUCAUACACAAGCAGACCAUCAGAUUCUGAUGUAUCUUUGGAAGAGGACAGAGAAGCAAUCCGCCAGGAGAGAGAACAGCAAGCAGCUAUUCAGCUUGAAAGGGCAAAGUCUAAACCUGUAGCGUUUGCAGUUAAGACUAAUGUGAGUUACUGUGGCGCACUGGAUGAAGAUGUUCCUGUCCCAAGCACUGCCAUCUCUUUUGAUGCCAAGGACUUUUUGCACAUUAAAGAGAAAUAUAAUAACGACUGGUGGAUAGGAAGGCUGGUUAAAGAGGGCUGUGAGAUUGGCUUCAUUCCAAGCCCACUUAGGCUGGAGAAUAUCCGAAUUCAGCAGGAGCAGAAGAGAGGACGUUUCCAUGGAGGGAAAUCAAGUGGAAAUUCUUCUUCAAGUCUUGGAGAAAUGGUGUCUGGCACAUUUAGAGCUACACCCACUUCCACAGCAAAACAGAAACAAAAAGUGACGGAACAUGUUCCUCCUUAUGACGUAGUGCCAUCCAUGAGGCCCGUUGUGUUAGUUGGCCCAUCUCUGAAAGGUUAUGAGGUAACAGACAUGAUGCAGAAAGCCCUCUUUGACUUCCUGAAGCACAGGUUUGAUGGGAGGAUAUCAAUAACUAGAGUGACAGCCGACAUUUCUCUUGCUAAGAGGUCUGUCCUAAAUAAUCCGAGCAAGAGGGCAAUAAUUGAGCGGUCGAAUACCAGGUCCAGUUUAGCUGAAGUGCAGAGUGAAAUUGAAAGAAUCUUUGAGUUGGCAAGAUCCUUACAGCUGGUUGUCCUAGAUGCGGAUACUAUCAAUCAUCCAGCACAACUUAUUAAGACAUCUUUAGCACCGAUUAUUGUUCAUGUUAAAGUGUCAUCUCCAAAGGUUUUGCAGCGACUGAUUAAAUCCAGAGGAAAGUCACAAAGUAAACACUUAAAUGUUCAGUUGGUGGCAGCUGAUAAACUUGCACAAUGUCCACCAGAAAUGUUUGAUGUCAUUUUGGAUGAAAAUCAGCUUGAGGAUGCAUGUGAACAUUUGGCAGAAUACCUAGAGGCAUAUUGGCGUGCUACGCAUACCACCAGUAGCACACCUAUGACUCCUCUUCUUGGAAGAAACCUAGGAUCGACUGCCCUUUCACCAUACCCUACUGCAAUCUCUGGAUUACAGAGCCAGCGUAUGAGACAUAGCAACCACUCUACUGAGAACUCUCCAGUUGAACGAAGAAGCCUAAUGACCUCUGAUGAAAAUUAUCACAAUGAAAGGGCUCGGAAGAGCAGGAACCGCUUGUCUUCCAGUUCCCAACACAGCCGAGAUCAUUACCCACUUGUGGAAGAAGAGUACUCUGACUCUUACCAGGACACUUACAAACCCCAUAGGAACCGAGGAUCGCCUGGAGGAUAUAGCCAUGAUUCACGACAUAGGCUUUGAGUUUAAGAACCUGGGGAAAAAAUAGUAUUCAUUAGUUGACAACUUUCCAUAACAUAGCUAGGAAAAACAAAUCAUCUUAAUUUAGCAGGUGUAACACGGUUUUACUGUAGUUACAAGCUGCUGUCAUUUGAUGCUUAAAAAAAGGAAGAGGGGAAGAAAUUCACCAUGCCCUGAUGUUUAGGAGGAAAUUAGUUUGCCCAAUCAUCCUGGAUUUUUUUUUAGUACAGCAUUUGCAUUUAUAGCAGUACCUUUUUUCCUCGUUAGCUAUUAAACAUAUCAGUUUGUAAUUUAGGGUACUUAUAAAGGCACAUAUAAAACAAUUUCCUGUGCUGGAAAUUCCAAAUGACCAGUUCCAGUUGGAACCAAUUUAUAAACCAAUUCUUGUUGGAAUUUGGGUGAACUGACUGGAAAGUCGACUUGAACAAGUUGCAAUCAAUUGAAAAAAAAUGCAGAUGAAGAAAUAGAAAAUUUAACCACUAUCAGCCAAAAAUCAGCUACAGUAUGUUUGCUGGAAGCUAAAUUUACACUCAAGGUUAGAAUAAAAACAUUUUAAUGUAUAUUCACUUUUCCUGAAUGGCUUUUUCAGACUAACCAAAUGUAAACCAUUUGUAGUGCCAAAUAUCACAAAUUAAUGCAGCAGUUUCAAAGUACUUUCCUGUUUGAAAAUUUCUUUAUUUUUUCUCCUGACACGUACGUUGCAGCAAUUUUUUUUCAUUUGUUUAGUCAGUACUGAUACUUUUGUUGUGGUCAGCAAUGAUGAUACAAACUUCAGCAAAAUGGAAGAGACCAGUAGGAGUAUGAACAAAUGCAAGCCUAGCAGGAAUGACGAGUUUGAGAGUACAUGGCUGUUCUUUCUUUGGUUCAUAAUCACAAAAUCCAAUAUCAAACAGUAGAGAUGUGAUGCUUUUUCUCCCAUUCUCAAUGUUCUGCCAUGUCAAAUAGAAAACUGAUCCAUUCUCCCAACCACACAUGUAUAGCAUGUACUGUAUUUACAUUCCCACACAAUUGAGUACCUUCACAUUACAUUUUUCAGUUUCCCUCUUUGAAUGUCUGAAAAUUCCAGCAUCACACAAGAACCCUCCCUAGCCACAUCAUUUAAAUUUUAUUGAUAAAAGCAAAAUUUUUUUCCAAAUGCCUGUAAAUUAUAAAACAAAGAUUCCAAAAGAUACAGCUUGCAAUAAAAACAGAAUAGAGUACCACAGAAGGUCUGCUCACUGUAAAAUUAUAGAGCUGACAUUUUUAAUUCAAAGAACUAUGAUAAAGUCUUUGGAGAUUUUGCUGCCUUACUUCUAAUGAACACUGCUUUUCACCUACUGACUAUUCAGUUUUUUUAAUGGAUACAUUUAUAUAGUUAGACCUUAUAUCGUACAUUAUCAUCGAAGCCUUAGAUCCAAUAUGAUUGAAAUAAUUAUUGUAAUUGACCAUUUUAUACAACACACUGGUGUCGUUAAGCAUAGACUCUUUCUGAAACACCCCAGACACUGCAUGCAUUUUCUAAAACUGACAGAACUAUGUGUAAAAUAUCAUUUUAUGCUGGUUCAUGUCAAAGCUAUUUUUUGAAAAUGAAAGUAAUUACGUUUUUAUAUUUUUCUGUUUCUUUCCCAAAGCCUCCUGAGAGGUAGGCUAUAAAAGCAUGUAGCACUAAACAAAUUUCCUGAAUGUUAUGAUGUCUUCUACUUUCUGGACCAGUUAACAAAGAUGCUUUUGAUAUUUUUCCCCACUAGCGAGCCUGAGCAUCUGCUUAGUGAUGACAACUUGAAAUGUAAUUCACUACAUAUCUGGUACAACCAAAAUAAUACAUGUCUCUAACAGCAAAAGAUAAUGGAUGCAACUCUGGCUUUUUGGAUAGGUUUACUGCAUAAAAGACGCCUUUAAUGAUCUGUCACUAGAUGAUUCAGUUGGGCCAAUUGUCAACAACUAAAACAUAAAAUACUUGCAUCCACUGGAGUAAUAAAGUUAAGAAUUAACAUAUAGGGUCAGUCCCUGCUGCCCUUUUUCAGGUUACACUCCUAUUGAUCUCAGUGUGAGUUUGGCCUGAGGCACUAAUGCAGGAUCAGCCCUCAUAGUGGUGGCAUAUGCUGCCAUUUCUAAUAUGUUACAACACAGUGGAACAUUCUCCAAUAAUAUUUACAAGUCUUUGUUACAUGUACAGCACACAUCUGCAUGAGAAAGAAGGUAUUAGGCAAAACAUUUUUCUAUAAGCUUUGACAGUUUCUUUUUGUGUGCAUUAAAGUAUUAAUUGCAAAGAAUGCACUGAAAUGUAUAAAGCUAGAUUAGACAGCUGUUUAUAUUUAUUCUGUAGUAGGAUUAGGAAUCAGAUCAUUAACUGCUUGAAGAUAUUUGCAUUUUAUGACAGGUAGCUGCAACACUACUAAUAUUUUCUAGUAAAUGAGAUUACUGCUUUAUCAUUUCAGAGACAAAAAUGUCAUUUAUUUUUAAAGCCUUUUGGAGCCUUGUUUUAAAGUCUUCCAUGUCAUGCUAGUAAAGGGAAAGAUCCCCACAACACACAUGCACAAAAUUCACCUGCUGCAUUGUCUGAAGUGCCAAAACCACUUUUGUUUAACGUUCUUAUGAAAAUAACCUGUUGAAAGUAGUCAUGUAUAUGUCUUGAAGGAAAAUUUUGAAUGUUUACCUUAAUUCUGCAGGUUUAUUUUAAGUUUACCUUCCUUUUCUGUAUGAUUUAUACCCCCUCAUUCUAAUACUUAAAUAUCAUCAAAGUUUGCUUGUUUUGUUUUGCUUUUGUUUUUGUUUUGCAGGGAGAUAUAUACUGUUAAAGUAUAUGUUUAUAUAAAAUGCUGACAGGAAUACAUUUCAUUGUGAGUAAAUGCUAUUGGGAAUCUUUCUUUUACAAAUUAUUUUUUAGGAAACAAAAAAAAUAAUAAGAGCUGCAAUGCUGAUUAAGGCCAUUUAAAUUCAUAGUAUAAACUAUGUAUUAGAACUUCUACAAUGUUAGCCAGCCAUCUUGUGUGGGUUUUUUAUGCAAUGGCUUUAUGUGAAGAUGUGAAAUUAAUGUAGUCCUGAAUGAGUAGGAAUAAGACUAAUUUUUCCAAUCCUGCUAUAAUUUCUCAUGAUUAUUAUAACCUGAUUAUAGUAACAAUCAGGAUUCUACUGCUACGCUCCAGUAUAUACACAAGUAUUUAUUUAGAAAUGUUUAUAAAAUGUUGAUGGUUCUUUGUUAUUUUUAUAGGUUUUUAUUUAAGACUUUUGGGGUUAAUGAUAAUUUAGGCAGUGAUAGCCUAUGCUGAUAUGACAAUCUCAGUGACAUGAUCAUCUAAAGACAGUAUGCUUCAAUGCAUUCAUUUGCCUGACUAUAAUUGAAGAAUGAAUUAAUUUUAAAAAUGGCACAUAUUUAUAAGAAUUGUAAUUGUUCCCCUCAAACUUGAAUUAUUAUUUUUUAAUUUUACAGAAUGUUUUCAUCUCUUUUGCUAUUUAUGUAGUUGAGCAACAGGCAGUUGUAAACUGGGUACAUUUUCUGACAUACAAUAUAUUAGGAAAUUAUUGUUUUUAAAAAAAGAUAACUAAGGCUGUUUUGAAGUCAUUUUAACUUAAACACUGUGGGCCAUAUCAUGCCAUCAUUUUCGAAACAAAACUUUCUGUUGAGUUUAGUGGAUCACUGUGCUUAGAAAUCCAUGUACAUUAUGACCCUGGGACCUAGAUUUUGCCCGCAGAACUGAGUUUCCCAUUGAAGUAAGUGGAACUUGCACCCUGACUACUUAUUUUUGUGCUCAGUAAAGCAAGAGUAGUUUUUGUAGCAAUAGCUUUUGCUAUUUAUGCUACCUCUUGACUAGAGAACAUGAGCCUGAUUCUGAUCUCCCAUAUUUCUGACUUACACUUAUAAAGCCAGAUAUAAAUCAGGUGCACCUGAGAUUAGAAAAAUUCCCAAUGUCUUCAGUAAACACAUGCCAAUAAAUCGUACUCAGAAUGUUAGUGUUGGCUUGGCUGCAAGUGGAAAUACACUUGACUAUGGGCUGGUCUACACUACACAACUAGGCUGACAUAAGGCAGCUUAUGUUGAACUCCUUAUGUCAGUGUCUACACUACAGUCUUCCUCUAGUCAAUGUAAGUGCCCUACUACACCAACAUAAUAACUCCCCCUCCAGCAUAGGCAUAAGAGCCAUGUAAUUAGCGUGAUGCCCUGUCUGUGUAGACAUUGUGUCCCUUACAUCCACAGCCUGGUCUAUUUCACAGCAGGAGUCAUGAAACUGACAAGAAAGCCUCUGCUCCCCUGGAGAGCUGGGUAGUUGGACCCUGCUCCCAGCUGGGAGCUGGGGUGAGAAGCCCAAGCGUCCCCCUGCCCGCUCCCUGCGAGGAGCCCACCUGGCUCCCAGUGGGAGCGGGCAGCAGGAGGGCAAGAAGGGCAGAUGGACUCUGCUCCCUGACAGCAAGAAGACCAGGGUGGCUUCCUCCCACUCCCAGCAGGGAAUGGGGUGGCGAGAAGCCCAGGGCGCCUUCCCCCCUGCUCCUGGCAGGGAACAGGGAGCAGGGAAGCGGAAGCCUGUGGAGAACCCAGGAGCCUGUGGGCCAGCCAAGCUUCUAGUAGGGAGCUGCUAGCAGAGCUGAGAGACUGGGCUCUCAGCUCCCCACACUGCCCCCUCUUAGGUCGGUGGAAGUGCUCCUGGUGAGGAUGCGCACAACUGACCCAAGGAGGGUAGUGGGCACAUGCACCACAGCAGUAAUUACUGUGGUGGCUGUAAGUUGUCCUAAUAUAGGUCGACUUAGGUUUGUAGUGUAGAUAUACCCGGUUUUAAAACUCCUUUUAUAACUGACCUUUGGAUAUUACAUCCUUUCUUUGCUCCUUGCUUUUUAAGCUAGUGUUUGUGAGAAUAAAGACUGUAAGUAAGGAGAAAAGUAAUUUUAAGACCAAGAAACUACUGGAGAGUGAGUGCUUAUGGUAGUUCUUUUCUGUGCCACAAGCUAUCUGCUUCUAUAGAUAAUGGUAGUUACCAUAGGGGUGCACAGGUCCAUAACUUCAAGUUCAGUUCCAUUUCAGACGAAUCUUCAGAAUUCACCUUGGUCUCUAUUCCACAUCCUUCUUUAAACUUCCCUGGGUUUACAGCCCUCACUAAUGUUCCUCUGUAUCAUUCUCAGAAGCACACACUUAGUAGUCCUUAUUGUAUAGUUACUUGAGUAAACACGGACAGUUGGCUAUUUGAUCAGUCCAUUUGCUUUAUAUAGGAAUAAAUUAAAUUUAUCCCUUGCUCAUAUAUUGAUUUCUGGAUUCAGCAGUCACAAAACCUCACCGUGACUCCAUGUUGUUCUUGAAUUUUUUUAAAGCAGAGUACGCAUCCUGACUGGUGAAUGAAAAAUGGGAUGCAAAAUUGUGUACAGUAGAAUCUGAUUUAUGCAAACUCCUCUUACCCAUAAAGAAGCCCCGUUGUUUGAAAAUUGGGUUACGUUUCCCAACUUGCAUGAUUAGUUUGGAUAAAUGGAUUCAGCUAUAAUCUAUUUUGCUCCAGUAAUCUCUCAUGCCUUUAAAUAGUAGUUCAAUUGAUAACAAUGGGGCUACAAAAUAGUUACCUAGCCAAGUCCAAAUUUGGUGAAGACUAUCUCCUGCUGUCUUUAUACUUUAUUGUCAAAAGGGAAUACAUCCUUUUAAGAGCAAUCAUCCAUAUUGGCCUUGUUCUAUGAUUAUUUAAGCCCAACAUACUCUAUGUAGAAAAAGAAUGGUACAUUUUGAUAAUAUCAUAGAAAAUAUCUAAAUGAAUGAAUUUGGACAAAGGGCUGUAAACUCUACCUAGGAUCAAAAGUUUGUUAUAAAUAAUGGAGGCAAACAUAUUUUUCUGAUUUGUGGAAUAUGCUUAUGUAUGCUUCUAGAGAAACUUCCUCCUUUCUUCAAUUCCUGGGAUCCAAGUGAAGUGUUUUGGAAGAAGAUAGAAAUAAUAAUAAUAAUAAACUUACGAGUUUAUCAUUCUUUCUAGGUACAUCUAGUAGCUAUUUCCUUUGAAAUUAUGGUGGCCAAGGUGAGAGCAACCAUUGACACCUUUUGGCGUGGUCUUCAUGCUGCUUCACAGUAGACUUGCCUUUUCGGUACUGCCACUACAAUUUUUAAGCAAUGAACUACUGUUUGUACUUUCUAGGGCUGGAUCCUGAAAAUGCUUACUGCUGACCAUAAUGCUUUAUUAAUGUUAAGUCCAGUAAUAAGCAUUUGCAAGUUCUGGCCUACAGUGUUGCAUACCGUUUAUCAUAUGCCUUACAAAUAUUUUCUGGGACAUUAUUAAAAAGAGAGCAUUCUAUUGCCAAAAUAACCCUUUGUUAUUACUUCUACUCUGUAUUAGUACUAGAAAAUAAAGUAAUGUAGCAAGAAAUUAUAUUGUACAGUACAAAAUUAUAUAUAUUUUUUGCCAAUAAUAUAAAAAAUAGAGCAAGGAAAAAAAGCACAUUUGUAAUAGCACAAAUUUACAAGAAAUCCAUUUUACAUUUGCCAUUGCAUUUUUAAAAAAGUAGGUACGUUGUUGAUCCAGUUUCAAUGGAUUUAUUGCAUUUUCCAUCACUUUAACUUGCUGCCUGACACUUCUCCAGCAAUUUAUUUUACAGUCUUGCAAUUUGCUUAUGUAAUUUGAUUUUUCCAUGAAAUUUUAUCCCUCUUCAAUGUUAACUCAGUAAAAAAAAUCAGUCUUUUAAAAUUAGAAAAUUUGUUAUACUCAUUUCUCUUAUUUCUACUUCCAAAUUUUGAAAUCAUAUAACUAUAAGUGAGGUCUUGAUUAGUGCUCAUUAAUAAUUUUUUGGCAUAAAGAACUGAAGAAUAUGCCAUUAAUCAUAUUUGUAGUCCAAGGUCUGUAAUGGAAAUGAAAAUAUCUCAAACAAAAUGCCAUCCUGGGGCUAUAAAAGCAUUUUUGCCAUUGCAUACUAUUCUGCUGUUGGGGAGAGGGGUUGAACUAUGUAAAAGCUACUAAAGGGUCUAUACUAGCCCACCUAAAACUUCCAGGGAAAUUACCAGGAGUUCUAUAUAUGCAAGGAAUGCAUGCUCAGGCCUAAAAUAUGUAUAAAUUUGAAAUAAGCCUGAUUCUUCUCCCAUAUACACUGGUGAAGUCAAUGGUGUUGCACAGUAUAGGAGGAGAAUCAAGCCAAAUAAAAUUCUGUAUGUGCAUUAAAAAUAGAUGUGGCAAAAUAAUGUGGUGAAAACAAUCAUC
Chelonia mydas (Green sea turtle) is the source of this 8961-nucleotide messenger RNA. It is a transcript of the gene CACNB4, whose product is annotated as calcium voltage-gated channel auxiliary subunit beta 4. Gene Ontology annotation, cellular component: voltage-gated calcium channel complex. The record is from RefSeq and is a predicted model, not a curated record. Gene Ontology annotation, biological process: regulation of voltage-gated calcium channel activity; calcium ion transmembrane transport; chemical synaptic transmission. Bases 323 to 1831 code for a protein of 502 amino acids. The transcript is spliced from 14 exons. Gene Ontology annotation, molecular function: high voltage-gated calcium channel activity; protein binding. NCBI's taxonomy places the organism in Eukaryota, Metazoa, Chordata, Testudines, Cheloniidae.